AUGUCGACAAAGGAAGACACGCCGGUCUCUCUCGCCUCGGCUGUCGCCACGCCGGCCUCUCUACCCGACGCAAAGACCAGCGCACUGCUGGAGGAGUUUGAUACCUUUUUCUCGCGAGGCAAGUACACCGAUCGCCUGCGGCACUUCAUCGAGCAAAAUGUCGACACGCUCGCACUCGUCGCUUUUGAGAGCGACGUGAACACCAACACAGAGGGUAGUCUGCAGCUGUAUCAGCUUUUUCAGAGGUACAUUGCUCUGAUCGAGGGCAUCAUCGAAGGCUUCAUGGCUACCACGGAGAAGUCGGAUGAGUCGAUACUGCGCUUCCUAGCAUCCACUAUUCGAGAAGAGUGA
Molecule: messenger RNA, 351 nt
Organism: Leishmania major strain Friedlin
Lineage: Eukaryota; Euglenozoa; Kinetoplastea; Trypanosomatida; Trypanosomatidae
Exons: 1
Coding region: 1-351 (116 amino acids)
Source: RefSeq, a predicted model, not a curated record